AUUAUACCAUUUUGACUUUGAUUCGAAUCAUUCAACAAGAGCAAAUGGUAGUUGGUCAAAGAUAUAAUGUUAAUACCAUUACGCGUGUUGCUGAACCAAUAACACGAUUAAAAAAAGCAUUAACUACUUCAUCUAAUAAAGAAGCCAAAGAGCCAUUAAGAAAGAUUUUAAGUACCAGGUUGAAUUACGGACAGGUGCUGACUGAACAUGCGAUUCGUUUUGUUCAAUUCAUCCUAAUAUGA
This is a messenger RNA of Funneliformis caledonium, 242 nucleotides long. NCBI's taxonomy places the organism in Eukaryota, Fungi, Glomeromycota, Glomeromycetes, Glomerales, Glomeraceae. The record is from the annotation of a GenBank genome assembly.